Molecule: messenger RNA, 859 nt
Organism: Gossypium arboreum
Lineage: Eukaryota; Viridiplantae; Streptophyta; Magnoliopsida; Malvales; Malvaceae
Product: FCS-Like Zinc finger 17-like
Exons: 2
Coding region: 186-659 (157 amino acids)
Source: RefSeq, a predicted model, not a curated record
AUCUUUCAAUUUCUCCAAUAUUUUGAAAGAAAAUAGGACCAUUGCACUUUUUACCAACGAAAUGAUAUUUUAUGGUAAAAGGAGUGCUCUUAAAUAUCCAUCACUCCUUCACUUCAGAAAUCUAUAUCCAUUGCCUUAAAUUCUCCGAUCAUCUUCCUUGUCUCUCAAGCUCUCCACUUAUAUAAAUGAUUAUGAAAGCUAGGAGGCGUUUCAAGCAGGUAGAAGAAGGCAGUGAAGGUGAAGAGGGCAAGAAGAAGAACAACCCCAUUUCUGCAAACUUUUGUAAGAGCUCAACAGUUGUUGUUGGGCUGAGAAUCCUUACACAAAUCCCACAGGGAAAACAAUCUGCUGCUCUCGUUAAGCCUCCAUUGAAAAUUACCCUUCCCACCUCUACUAACCCUCAUCGUGCUCAUGAGUUGCAACCUAAUCAAUAUUCUUGCUUUCUCAAAUCAUGUUAUCUGUGCAACAAGAACUUAAGCCUAGAUAAAGAAGUUUUCAUGUACAGGGGUGACCAAGGGUUUUGCAGCAUAGAGUGCAGGGGCAGGCAAAUUGUUUUGGAUGAAAUGAGGGAACUUGAAUUGUCUUCUAAACAAAUGAUACCAUCUUAUAGGCACUGUAAUGCCGUCUCUGGCCGACGACACACCCGUCUCCUCAAAUAGGAUCUCCGCCGGAGAAAUAAAUCGCCUCAUCAAAACCAAAACCAUUGGGCAAUAAUCUUAUUAUUCAUCAUUAAAUUGAUAAUUAAUUGUUAGUGAUUUCAGCAGAAGGUGCACUUGAGUUUCGUUAUUAGGGGACUCCUUUUCUAUAAAAACGAAGAACAAAUUUGAUCAUAUAUAAGGAGUUUUUUUUUUUUUUCAAA